Messenger RNA from Phyllostomus discolor (pale spear-nosed bat), 1786 nucleotides. RefSeq names its product tRNA methyltransferase 2 homolog B (gene TRMT2B). NCBI's taxonomy places the organism in Eukaryota, Metazoa, Chordata, Mammalia, Chiroptera, Phyllostomidae. Gene Ontology annotation, biological process: RNA processing. Gene Ontology annotation, molecular function: RNA methyltransferase activity. The record is from RefSeq and is a predicted model, not a curated record.
UAAAGAGAAGAGUCCCAAUGCACAACCUGAAAUACUUCCUCUCCAGAGUGGGUCUCUUCUCCAAACUGGGACUGCUUCCCUGGUGUUCCAGAAAACCUCCAAGUUGGUCAUAGCUCUUCUUGGGCUUAUGUAAGGAAGACCUCACUCAUGUGAUCACCAAAAAGUGUCAAAGAGGACAGAAAAGUCCUAAGAAAACAACCCAUCUUGGAUCACUAGGUAGUUCUUGGCAGGAAAGGCUGGCAAAUGUUGUGAUACCACUCUGGAGGCUAAACUAUGAAGAACAGCUCAAGGUGAAAUUUGAAGCUCAGAACAAAAUUUUACAAAGACUAGAGUCUUGCCUCCAAAUGAUCAACAGACUGAAAGUGACAAUAGCUGCACCAAAAUCUGAGGGUUUUUGUUGUCUUCUCCAUGCUAUUAUACACUCUCCUGUUAUCAAUUGCUUGAAAAAGUCCACCUUGUCUGUGAACUCAGUUCCAGAUGGCAAUCUAAAGAUGGUGGGGUACUACCUGGGAAAUUGGAAAGAUGGAAACAUCAUUUGUGUACAAUCUAACCAUCUGAAAAACAUCACCGAGAAACACAUUCCAGUGGCACAGGUAUAUGAAGUAUUCUUUUGACAGUCUGCAAUGGAGCCCCGCCUCCUGUUUCAUGAAGGUGGACGCUGGUGUGAGCUCACCAUCCACAUCAAUAGCUAAGGGCACACAAUGGCCAUCAUUACUUUCCAUCCCUAGGAAUUAAGGCAGAAGGAGCUCUGUGUUUAGAAGGAGACUGUAAAGGAAUUUUUCAUCAAAGGGCCAGGAGUAGUCUGUGACUUGACAUCACUUUACUUUCAGGAAAGCACCAUGACCCAUUGUAGUCAUCAGAAGUCCCCCUUCUGACUCCUGUUUGGGGAACCCCAUAUCUUUGAAAAGUGCUUGGGCUUGGAGAUCCACAUCUCUCGAGCCCUUUACCAGAUUAACACUGCUGGUGCAGAGAUGCUGUAUUGGAGUGUGGGAAAGCUGAGUGGAGUGAACUCUAACACCAUCCUUCUUGACAUCUGUACUUCCCCAAGUGUAAUUCGCUUUUCUCUGGCUCAGUAUACCUCCCAGGUCCUUGCAAUUGAAUUGAUGGAGCAGGCGGUAGAGGAUGCCAGGUGGACUGCAGCCUUCAACGGCAUCAUGAACUGUGAAUUCUGUGCUGGUCAAGUAGAGAAGAUUUUGCCCAUUGCUAUGGUCAAAGGAAGAUGAGAGUUAAUUGUUGCUGUGGUGAACCCAGCCUGGGUGGGACUACAUUACCAGGUGGACCAAGCCAUUUGAAACAGCAGGGCCAUCCGCACACUAAUUUUUAUUUCCUGAAAGCCCCAUAGUGAAACCACAAGGAACAUCAUUGAGUGAGUCUUGAUGUAUUUUUAAAAUUGUUACUCCAUGAUGAUUGAAGUAAUUCAUGCUUAUUAUGUAGAAUUUGAAAAAUGCAGAGAAGUUUAAAGAAAUAAAAAAAAGUCAUUACAUUGCCACCAACAGUCAAUCAUAGGGCUCUAUCUUGGGUGAGGCAAGUAAAGCAACUCACUUUGGGUGUGAAAUUUAAGGGGUGCCCCAAAUCUCAGUAAUCAAGUUUAAUAUAAUAUUUUCAAAACUCAAAAUUAGCACAAAAAUCUUUGAUAAACAAAAUAUUAAGAUUGUUUAGAAAGGUAAGAUCCAUCCCUGUACUUGGUAAACCUUGCCUCAUUCACCUUACCCUAAUCCUGGCCCUGGUUCCAAUAAAACUUUAUUUAGAAAAGUAGCAGCUAGUCUGCAGGCCAUACUUUUCCAAU